Uranotaenia lowii is the source of this 3489-nucleotide messenger RNA. RefSeq lists its product as uncharacterized. The transcript has a single exon. The record is from RefSeq and is a predicted model, not a curated record. Lineage: Eukaryota; Metazoa; Arthropoda; Insecta; Diptera; Culicidae. Bases 1 to 3489 code for a protein of 1162 amino acids. Gene Ontology annotation, biological process: DNA integration. Gene Ontology annotation, molecular function: nucleic acid binding.
AUGUACGAACCUGUUGCGAUAAAAACUCGGCUGGGGUGGAUCGUAUACGGUGGCAGCGACAAGUUACGGCAACAGUUUCUUGGGUAUCAUAGUCUCCAUCAUUGUGAAUGCAAAGGGCAGGCGAAUGACGAACUACAUGAUGCUGUGAAAGAGUUUUUCGCGCUAGAGAAAGCUGGUAUCGAGAAACCAACGAGAUUGAUCGAAUCAAACGAUGAUCGCCGGGCGCGGACCAUUUUGGAAUCCCUUCAGCGCACCGAUAGUGGCCGCUAUAAAAUGCGUCUGCUCUGGAAAUUUGACAAAUUUAGACUACCAGAAAACAAAGCUUACGCUCUCCGCCGGGCACAGUGUCUUGAAACCAAACUUAAAAAGCAGCCUCAGCUAGCAACGGUACUUAGCGAAAAGAUGAAAGACUACGUCCAUAAAGGCUAUGUUAGGAAAUUGACCGACAAAGAGCUUGCAGAGGAACAGCAACGUGUAUGGUACUUACCCAUUUUUCCCGUCUUCAACGCCAACAAACCGAAUAAAGUUCGCCUGGUAUGGGACGCGGCAGCAAAAGUUCAUGGGAUCUCGUUAAACUCAAUGUUACUUAAGGGCCCUGACCAGAAUUGCUCGUUGAACGAUGUACUUAUUCGAUUCCGAGAGAAUCGAAUUGCAGUUUGUGGUGACAUUCGUGAAAUGUUUCACCAAGUUCUCAUUUCCGAAGAAGACCAACACUGUCAGCGAUUCCUAUGGAAGGACAAUUUGAACGAUGAUGAGCCAAGUACUUAUGUGAUGCAGGUGAUGACAUUCGGAGCAAGUUGUUCACCUAGUUCGGCUCAGUACGUCAAGAACUUCAACGCCGAACAAUAUAAAGGCCAAUACCCUCGAGCAGCAGCAGCAAUAACGGAAUGUCACUAUGUUGACGAUAUGCUGCUGAGUGUGGAAUCUGAACGCGAAGCUAUCAAAUUAGCACAAGAAGUUCGUUUCAUCCAUUCACAGGCAGGAUUCGAAAUGCGGAAUUGGUUGUCGAAUUCACAGGCAGUUGUAGCAGCGCUUAAUGAAUGUAGUGGCAAUGAAAAGAGCCUUAACGUUGGAGAACAAAUGUCAACAGAAAAAGUUCUGGGAAUGUGGUGGUGCACACUGACGGAUAGCUUCACAUACAAGUUGUCUCCAAAACAUGAAGAAGAUUUGCUAGCAGGAAGACGUGUUCCAACAAAACGCGAGGUACUUCGCACUCUAAUGGCCAUCUUUGACCCACUAGGAUUCCUUUCAAACCUUCUUAUCGCUUUGAAAAUAAUUCUCCAACAAAUUUGGAGGUCGUCCAUCGGAUGGGAUGAUAGAAUUUCGAUGAAGCUUUUCGAUGACUGGCUGCAAUGGCUCAGUGUGCUACCAACUGUUAAGGACAUAAAAAUCCCGCGUUGUUACUUAAGUAACCUUUCUUUAGACCCGGAAACGUCGAUAUCUUUGCACACAUUCGUCGAUGCGAGUGAGCUAGCUUACGCAGCCGUUACAUACGUUAGAUUUCAACAAGGCGAUAGAGUUGAGUGUGUAAUCGUGGGAGCUAAGGCUCGUGUUGCACCGUUAAAGUUCCUUUCGACUCCGAGAAUGGAACUCCAGGCAGCCGUUAUCGGAGUUAGACUGGCAGAUAGUAUUUCGAAAGCACUUCUCUUUAAAAUAAACCAGCGCAUUUUUUGGAGCGACUCGCGAGACGUUCUAUGCUGGAUCAGAUCCGACCAUCGACGUUACUCACAUUACGUGGGCCAUCGGGUUAGCGAAAUUCUCGAUACUACUCAAAUUGGUGACUGGAAAUGGGUGCCAACGGAUGAAAAUGUUGCUGAUGAAGCGACUAAAUGGCAGCGCCUCCCUGAUCUUAAAAGCGGAUGUCGCUGGCUGAGUGGACCAGAAUUCCUUCGAGAAGACGAAGCAGCUUGGCCCGUUGAGCGAUUUGGAAAGUCGUGUACGGAAGAAGAACUUAGACCGAACGCCUCUUGUAAUGUGCAUAGUCUUCUACCUGCGCCCUUUAUUGAAUUGGACAGGUUCAGGAGCUGGAACUUUCUCCGACGAACAGCAGCCUGGAUUCUUCGAUUUGCGCACAAUGCUCAGUACAAAAAGUACCAAGAACGAUGGUGUGGACCUCUCUCGGGAAAGGAGCUUCGACAAGGAGAAAUGCUGAUGUUCAGACAAGCACAGAGUGAUUUUUUCAAAGACGAAAUAAACUCACUGUUAUUGACAGAAUCUACUACGCCUACCGUACACAAAUCAAGUCCAAUCUACAAGCUGUGGCCAUUUCUUGAUGAAGAACAAGUUUUGCGAGCUACAACUCGAAUCGAAGCAUGUGAAGCGGCUAGUAUGGAUGCAAAGAAUCCGAUAAUUCUUCCGAAAGAUCAUCCAAUUUCUCGACUCAUAGUUCUGCACUAUCAUAUAAAAUACUAUCAUCGCAAUCAUCAGACAGUCAUCAACGAAUUGCGACAGAGAUUCCGUGUGACUCCUAGGCUAUCGAGUUUAUAUUGGAAAGUCCGGGCGAAUUGCCAGUUGUGCAAGAAUUUGAAGGCUGCUCCUAGACCACCUCGAAUGGGUAAUCUUCCAUCAACAAGGCUUUCGACUUUCACAAGACCCUUCUCUUUCAUAGGCAUUGACUAUUUUGGUCCGAUGUUUGUUUCUGUCAAACGUAGUACUGAGAAACGUUGGGGCGUGUUGAUAACGUGUUUAACUGUUCGAGCGAUACACAUCGAAAUCGCGCACUCUUUAUCAUCAGAGUCGUGUAUUAUGGCUUUACGAAAUUUUAUGGGUAGAAGAGGCACUCCGAUUCAAAUUUUUAGCGACCGUGGCACAAAUUUUAUUGGGGCAAAUAAAGAGCUUAAAUUGGCACUGGGGGAAAUGGACCAAAAUAUUAUUUUGCAGGAAAUUUCAAGUCCAAAUACCACCUGGUCUUUCAUCCCACCGGCAUCCCCCCAUAUGGGAGGGUCUUGGGAGCGGAUGAUUCAAACCGUCAAACGCAAUUUGAACCAAAUCAAACCGAAACAUCAGCUCAACGACGAGGUACUGCGCAACUUACUAAUUGAAGUGGAGAACAUUGUUAACUCCAGACCGUUAACACACGUUUCAUCGGAGGAUCCAGAACAGCCAGUAUUAACACCUAACCAUUUCCUCGUUGGAUCAUCUAACGGACUGAAACCAGCCUCGUCUAUGGAUAACAGCGAACAGGCCGUGAGGAGAACGUGGCGAUCGUCUCAGGUGGAAGCAAAUAUAUUUUGGAAACGCUGGGUACGCGACUACCUUCCAGACCUUACACAACGUUCGAAAUGGCACUCUCCAGUUGUGCCUAUAAAGGUGGACGACAUAGUUGUUAUAGUGGAUGCCAAUCUUCCAAGAAACUGUUGGCCAAUGGGAAGAGUUAUUUCUGCGGAAGCUAGUAGCGACGGAGAAGUUAGGAAGGCUGUCGUUCAGACAGCUAAUGGAGUCUACGAAAGACCGGCAGUAAAACUAGCUGUAUUGGAUGUUCGACGUUAG